Helicoverpa zea (corn earworm) is the source of this 3074-nucleotide messenger RNA. RefSeq lists its product as uncharacterized. The record is from RefSeq and is a predicted model, not a curated record. The transcript has 11 exons. The coding region runs from base 120 to 2615 and encodes 831 amino acids. NCBI's taxonomy places the organism in Eukaryota, Metazoa, Arthropoda, Insecta, Lepidoptera, Noctuidae.
GACGCGGUCUAAGUAUGCAACAGUCUGCAUUUAUUCUUGCAAGUGAUUGGUUGUGAGUACGCAAACGAGUGGGGAAUUCUAUAAAUAGAUCACAACAAGUAGAUACCUACGUGACAAAGAUGGCAGACUCGCCGAGAGAAAAUAAACGCCUCGAUAUGAGUGCAGUAGAAAUACAGCAGGAAUAUUAUGAAGCUACCGGCGAUGCCGAUUGGGAAUUGUAUGAGAAGAAGGACCGAAGAUUUCUGUUGCAAAAGAUAGCAGUAGCUCUCUGUGGACCUCCCAGUGUCGAGGGUAAUUUGACCGACUGCUUAGGGAACAGUGACAGCGAACUGAAACUACAAGGCUACGACGCUCGUGACGAGGAGACAUGCAUGAAUGUAUUCAAAAAGAUUCUAGAACAAGAUAAAUAUUCUCACAAUGCCGAAAACUUGAUCAUAUCGGUGUUACGAGUGGUCUGCGUCAUACCAAGUAGAGAAAUCAAGUUUUAUCAAAUAACACCAAGAGAUUAUUGGCUUAAUCUGCACACGAAGAAAGGGAAAUCCGUCCAUAUCUUAGUAUUUCAUGUGUUCAGUAUUAGGAAAUGUAUUUCAAAGAAACCUGGAGUAAAGGGCUGCAAAAUAUUUAUAGAUCACGACGCGCGAGUUUAUGAAACCUGGAGCGAUUAUCUAUCGCAAAACAAACUUCCAAAAUGUGUGAUGGUUGUACCCCAAAAUGGAGAAUAUAGCGGAAUUAUUACCAAAGAAGGUGAAAUGCCGAAAGUAGUAUGGACAGUCCAGGCAUCACCCGAACUGGGCCCGGGCGCUCGCGUGCUCAACGUUGCUGACAACGUGAGCACAGCUGCUAGUGUAGGUGCUAUUGUAGCAGUUGUGGGUUCUGUAUUCGCGACUCCUGUCGUGGCACCCGUGCUCGUUGGCACAGCUGUAGGCGUGGCGUCAGUCACAGGGGUCUACAGCAUCGGUCGAUCCAUUGGAAAAUUGGUCGACAGAGCUCGACAUGAACAGAGUAUCGGCCUGAAGAACAUGGAAGCUCGCUCCAACUGGAUAAAUAUAAUAAUAUCGGGCGUCGGUAUUUCCUUUACUACAGCAGGGAAGCUGUUGUCUUGGGCCGCUGCAUCAGGCAGAAAUGUUAAGAUCCUUAUGAGCGCAUUAGACUUCUUAAAGUACACGAAUAUUGCAACUGGAUUCAUUGGCGUAGUCAAUGGAUUGGGAGACAUGAUCUACAAGAUGGCUAAGUAUGGAGAAAGACCAACGAAACUAGAAAUUUUCCAGUUCACAACAUCCCUGCUUUUCCUUGGUGUCGGAGUCAUGUCCAAUCAGACUGCACAAGACAUCGUGCAGGAUGCACAAGCUCAGAAAAUUAACGAAUUCAGAGAAUCUUUGUCUAGCAACAAUAGAAGGAAAAUAUUCGACAAAGUAACAGCUGAGACGCGAAGAAUUAAAGGUACUAUAGAAGGUAACACUGAUGUUAUAAGAGCUAUUAAGACAAUAGAAAAUAAAGACCAAUUCUUCGGGAAGCUGAGCUAUAUGAACAAAGCAUUCAAUAAAAAUAAAGUUAGAAUAUCGCUGGCGCCGGAUGGCAAGGUUUUAAUAAAUAAUCAGCAUAGAGUUAGUGCUGGCAAAAUGUUCCGGAUGGGAGAGCAGGCCCGGGCCAAACUACUUGCUAAAUAUGGACCCGCAAAAGUUACCACAAAAAAUGCACCUACUAGAAUAUAUCCAUCAUGUGGUGCGGCAGGCUCCACAAAUGUAUCGUUAAAAGAAUUGGUAUGCAAUAUCCGCCCUGAAGAGAUUAUUAAGAUAUCUACUUUCAUUAUCAAUUUGAGUAAAGUUGACCUAGAUUUUAUUAUAGACCUACUUUGUCAGAUAAGUGAAGAUUUGCAUAAUGCGUUUCUCUUGGUGUGUACUGAACUAAUAAUCUCGCUCAUACCCUCAGAACUAGACUUCAUCAACUCAAUUUUUCCUGACUGGAAGAGGCGUUUAGUAUUAUUUAUAUUUAAUCAUUUGAAGUCAAAAAUUACUAUAGAUGAUAAUGACAGUGAAUUCGUUGCUGGGCUAAAAACCUACAUUCGCGAUGGCAGGGUUAACAGAGAUACGUUAUUAAACUUGAAAAAGAAGGUUUUGGAACACUUUUCAAAACUGAAGCAUGAUAAAGAAUCCCGAAAUAAAACUUGGGUCGAGGGGGACGAGUAUAUGAACAAGUUUUCCGGCGAUAUCAAUACACUACAAGUUGGACAAAGACUGAUUGUUGGGCCACAUACUAUCCUGGUAAAACAAGUGACUGUAGAUAACUUUGAAAAGUGGUUUGAGGAAUAUUCGCAGAAGGAAUGUGACUUUUUCACCGAACUCUGUUUUAGAAUAAUAUCACUUUUAACUGUACGUGACUUUAGUCGUUUGAACGACAUCAAUCCUGAUGAAGAUGUACUUAUGAGGGUGUCUACGUUUUUGCGAGAUAGAUUUCAGUCAGACAAACUCGAUAUGUACAUUUCGAGUUUGUCGGAUAUAAACGACUACAUAGCUAUUUCAGCAAAACGUGAAAUUAUGAUCUGGUGUGGUGAGCAGCACCUUAGACCUCGAUUUACUUGCGUGAAAUGUGGAGGCAUGACUUUUUUUCAAAAAUAAGUCUUUACUUAUUUAAGCUCUUCAGCUUUAUGAAUCCAAAGCAUUUUAGAUUUAAAAUUGGUUCAUUAGUUUUGACCAAUAGCUCUACAAACAGAUCCCUUCGCAUUUAUAAAUAAAGGAGGAUUUAUAGAAAUUUUAAAAUCUGAUCAUGAAAAAAUAUGUAUUUUAAAAAGAAAGCUAUCUAUCAAUCUUUAUUUGUCAUAUUUUUAACUUUUGUUAUGUUUAUAUUUUUCUCACAAUGAACUUACUAUUUUGUAAUCUUAUGAAUUAAAGUACGUAUAUUAGCAAUUAAGAAAAUGAGACUAACUUUUCGGAGCUUUAUUAAUUGUAUAAGAGCAAUAAUAUAGUGAUAUGCUUAUCGGUGUUUAAUUUUGUUGUGGUCUGACCGAAUGACCAGUGUAUUGCAAUAGUUGUGUGUAGGUUUUAUACAAAAUUAUAUUUAUUUUAUAUUGUAACAGA